GCCCCCCAAAAAUUAGGGCGCCGGAAUUCGGGAAUAACACCGCCCGGAAAAAUCUCUUCUUCCGCUCCUCCGAAGACUCGGAGCUGUUCCGCGACGGAGGGACGGCGGAGGGACGACGGAGAAGAGGCGGAGCUCCGCCGGUCCGACGCUCUAUUGGCGAGUCGCUCCUCCUUCGUCUUGCUUGCCCCUCCUCCUCUCGUUCUGGUGGGAAAAGGUAUAUUAGGAGAGCAUGGUGGACACAAGCGAUAUUGGUUUCAAGUGGGGUAAAAAGAAAGGAGUCAGUGUAAAGAACCGAGAGAUCAAGUACUACGAAUCCUUCCAUUUUGAUGGCGUUGAGUACAAUCUUUAUGAUGAUGUUUACCUAUAUAAGGAAGGUGAGCCCGAGCCCUACAUUGGGAAGCUCGUAAGGAUCUGGGAAACCCCAAAUAAGACUAGGAGAGUGAAGGUACUGUGGUUUUUCCGUCCCUGUGAGAUUGUCAAAUACCUAGGAACUGAACAGCCACUUGAGAAUGAAUUAUUCCUGGCAUCCGGUGAAGGUGUAGGUCUUGCAAAUGAUAAUCCUCUGGAAGCAAUUGCUGGAAAAUGCCACAUCAUCUGCACUUCAAAGGACGCAAGGAAUCUGCAACCUUCACCUGAAGAGCUUCAAAAAGCUGACUUUGUGUUUUCGCGUACAUUUGAUGUCGCGAACAAAAUAAUGGAUAAGAUAGAUGAAAAAAUUGCUGGCACUGAAGUUAAGAACAUCUUUAAUAGAAGUCCCAAUCGCAAUGGUGUUGAAAAGGUUAUCUGUUCCGACAAAGAGGAUGAAGACCCUCACAAUAAUGCAUUGCUAAGUGAGGCAAUAGUUAAACCAUCGGACGAUCACAAUAGGCCAUUGAAGAAACGAAAAUUGGAUGCUUCAGAGAUAUUCUUGGGGAAUGAGCUCAAGAAUGAUGAAGGCAAGUCAACUGAUGCUGUCGGGCAUCAGACUCCACUACAAAGUGGAAGUGCAUCUGAGAAUAAAUUCAGAAAUAAAAAUCUCAUUGAAUCUCCAAGAGGAAAGAGAGGCCCCUUUUUGAAGCCAGAGGAGAAAUUGAUGGAACUCUCUCGUGGGAAGUUGGAUGAAGUGUCCUAUCAUCAAUCUCCUCAAAAGGAUGACAAAAACAACUAUGAAGCAUUGCAAGCUCCUUUGCCAAUUGAUGUUGAUAAGAACACAUGGUUCAAGGAGCCUCCUUUUGAAGAAAGAAUGCAGGCUGCAUGUGAGCAAGGAACACUUGUUCUGCUUCAAAAUUUGGAUCCAACUUAUGUCUCGACUGAAGUUGAGGAUAUAAUUCGGCAAGGCUUGAAGGAGAAAUGCUCAGCAAAGAUGCUUCCACAGACUACAACUUCUAGCCCUCACUCUGGUCAAGCUUUUGUGAUAUUCAAAACUAAGGAAGCAGCAAAGACAGCCAUCAAAAAAUUAGAGACUGGAUGCUUGGUGCUACCUGAUGGAAGACCUCUUGUCGGCUGUGUUGAGACUCCUUGCUCUCCUGGGAAGCAGUCAACAUUUAUUGGCCAUCUUGUAAUUAGUAAUCCAAAGCAGCCACAGACUCGGGGGACAAAGGAAGCUGUAUCUACUUCACAUUGUUCACAGCCUAACACCAUAGUAUAUGAUAUGGCAAUGGAGUGGUGUUUGCUACAACAAAAAUCAGAUUUUGUUUUGGAUAAGUUAUAUAAGAGGAGAAGCAGAGGAGAUUUUUUGGCAUUUCUGCUCCACUAUUUAGGCAGAUUUUGGUAAGAGGCAAAUGUAAAAAAGGCAAAUGUAAAAAUGCGCUCGGCUAUCUGGUUGUAGGGAUGCUGGGGAAUUUUGACCAGUAACUUAGGUAAUUUUCAAUCAUCUGGCAACAACCGCUGGCUCUGGGCGUUUAGAAACCAAACCUUUUGCUUCUCCUCCUAUAACGUAGAUGUGUAUAUACCUAGUCUACUCUUCCCGGUUCUUUUUUGGGCUGGUUUUAACUGUUCUUCUCCAUCUGAGGCGUUUUUGUGAUGUUGAUUUUUGGAGUCCCUCAGAAGAGUCAUUCCUUGAAGGGAAUGGUGGCAGUUAAGGCUUCAACAAAAAUAGACGUCAGCCAAAUUCUGGAGUUACUACAUGUUGCGUUGCGUGGUGAGAAAAUUCACUUGCGUGAUGUGUUUAUGCUGUCUGAAUUGGGGAGGAGAAUAGCGCAAGUGGUGUAACUUUCGUGUGACAUUUACUUAAAUAUUACAACUUUUUUUUU
Eucalyptus grandis is the source of this 2231-nucleotide messenger RNA. Its product is annotated as protein ANTI-SILENCING 1. Gene Ontology annotation, molecular function: RNA binding; chromatin binding. The record is from RefSeq and is a predicted model, not a curated record. NCBI's taxonomy places the organism in Eukaryota, Viridiplantae, Streptophyta, Magnoliopsida, Myrtales, Myrtaceae.